This is a messenger RNA of Bufo gargarizans (Asiatic toad), 870 nucleotides long. RefSeq names its product zinc finger protein 84-like. The record is from RefSeq and is a predicted model, not a curated record. Gene Ontology annotation, cellular component: nucleus. Gene Ontology annotation, molecular function: DNA-binding transcription factor activity, RNA polymerase II-specific; RNA polymerase II cis-regulatory region sequence-specific DNA binding. The annotation marks the transcript as partial. NCBI's taxonomy places the organism in Eukaryota, Metazoa, Chordata, Amphibia, Anura, Bufonidae. The transcript has a single exon. Gene Ontology annotation, biological process: regulation of transcription by RNA polymerase II; central nervous system development.
CUUAUUAAACAUCAGAGAACUCACACAGGAGAGAAGCCAUUUUCAUGUCCUGAAUGUCGAAAGUGUUUUAGUCAGAAAUCAAGUCUUAUUAGUCAUCAUAGAACUCACACAGGAGAGAAGCCAUUUUCAUGCCCUGAAUGUGGAAAGUGUUUUAGUGAGAAAUCAAAUCUUAUUAAUCAUCAGAGAACUCACACAGGAGAGAAGCCAUUUUCAUGUCCUGAAUGUAAAAAGUGUUUUAGUCAGAAACCAAGUCUUAUUAAACAUCAGAGAACUCACACAGGAGAGAAGCCAUAUUCAUGUCCUAAAUGUGAAAAAUGUUUUACUGAUAAAUCAAAUCUUAUUAAACAUCAGAGAAUUCACACAGGACAGAAGUCAUUUUCAUGUCCUGAAUGUGGGAAGUGUUUUAGUCUCAAAUCAACUUGUGAUAUACAUCUGACAACUCACACAGGAGAGAAGGCAUUUUCAUGUCCUGAAUGUGGGAAGUGUUUUAGUGGCAAAUCAAAUCGUGAUACACAUCUGAGAACUCACACAGGAGAGAAGCCAUUUUUAUGUCCUGAAUGUGGGAAGUGCUUUAGUAAGAAAUCAAGUCUUAUUAAACAUCUGAGAACUCACACAGGAGAGAAGCCAUUUUCAUGUCCUGAAUGUGGAAAGUGUUUUAGUGAGAAAUCAAGUCUUAUUAAACAUCAGAGAAUUCACACAGGAGAUAAGCCAUUUCCAUGUCCUGAAUGUGGAAAGUGUUUUAGUGAGAAAUCAAGUCUUAUUAAACACCAGAGAAUUCACACAGGAGAAAAGCCAUUUUCAUGUCCUGAAUGUGGGAAAUGUUUUAGUCACAAAUCAACUCAUGAUACACAUCUGAGAACUCACAUAUGA